Molecule: messenger RNA, 5444 nt
Organism: Gambusia affinis (western mosquitofish)
Lineage: Eukaryota; Metazoa; Chordata; Actinopteri; Cyprinodontiformes; Poeciliidae
Gene: ehmt1b
Product: euchromatic histone-lysine N-methyltransferase 1b
Exons: 26
Coding region: 1-4056 (1351 amino acids)
Cellular component (GO): nucleus
Molecular function (GO): zinc ion binding; protein-lysine N-methyltransferase activity; histone methyltransferase activity
Source: RefSeq, a predicted model, not a curated record
AUGCUCAGUGGAGACCCUUUAGAGGAGGAGGAGGAGAACCGACAGAGGGAGCCAACAGGUCACAUGACCGGCGAGGUGAAUGCACAUGCGGGGAAAGAAAAGAAAAUCGGGAGCAGUCUCUUCAGCAGGUUUUCUCUCUCUCUCUCUCUCUCUGUCCUCCCCACCAUUCCUCUUCCUCUCUUACCCCACGCACUCCUCCUCCUCCUCCCCCACUCCCUUUCUGACGCCUUCUUCUUCUCAGUGGAGGCCAUGAGAAGAAAGCAGCCCGCUGGUUUAGCCGUGGAUAACGUUGCACCUCCAAAGAAAGAGGGACUGGAUCCACCGAAACAUGGAGAGGAGAAGUCAGACGAGGACAGAGACGUAGCAUCGGCAGCGGGACUCGCCUCUCCCGCCGCGGCGGAGGCCAUCAUGCUUAACGGCAUGGACAGCGACGACGGCAGCAGACACGCGGACCUGACGGUCAGCGCCGUCAAGAUGGCGGUGAACGAAAACGGCACGGCAGAGACGGAGACGCCGCACGGAUCCGUAACUGGAAGCAACGGGUUCAUCCUGGCGAAGGAGCAGCAGCAGGACGGCGACGCGGCGCCGGCUUCGGGGGCUUCUUCCCCUCUCAGGACUAACAGGCUGCCUUCGGGCUCGCCGCCAGGGGGCCAGACAGCCAAACCCCUCAACGCCACGGCGGCGGCGGGAUGCGCGCAGAGUUCAGGCGCUUUAAGGACCGCCCCCGGCACGGGGAAUAUGUCGGACGCUAAAAACGGCUUUGCUUCAAGCCCCGUCACGAUUCCGCCGCCUGUUACUGUUCACAGAGCGAGGAAGACCAUGUCGAGACCGGCGGUCAGCCCGGCUCAGAAGCUCAUCAACAGGGAGCUGAGACAAGCAAACAGUGUCAAAUUGGAUUCUCCAGUCGCACCAGAUGUGCAGAAGUCGUCUCCGCCGCCGCCGGCUCCUGCGCCGAACCAUCUACCUCAGAGUCCACCAGAAACGCCAGCUUCAGCACGCACUGCUUCACCAGCAGCUGCUGCAGAUUCUCCAGCUCCUGCCAAGCAUCGCCUGGGGCCGUACUCAACGGUGUUUUCAUCCCGGAAGAAGAAGAGGAGGAUGGGGACGUACAGCUUGGUUCCCAAGAAGAAAACCAAAGUGCUAAAGCAGAGAACCAUGCUGGAAAUGUUUAAGGAGCUGCAGCAGUCCGCAAAGACCCAACAGAAGAGGGAGGCGGCCAACGUGAACGGGGAGAAGGUGGCGAACGCGUCCGAGGAAGACGAGUCGGAGGACAUGGAGUCUGAAGAGGAGACGCGACGGCAGCCUGCAGAGCAAACCCUCCCAGCUGUUCAAGAAACCUCUGAAUCGGCCGAUCAGGUGAAGGAUGAGCACGAGUCCGAAGACUCCGAAGAAGACGAGGGAGAGGAGGAGGAGGAGGGCACGGAGUCGGAUUUGAGCUUCGAGUCCAGCCUGAAGAAGAAGCUGAAGAAGAAGUCAAAAGCAGACGGCGCCUGGCUCCGACCGUCCAGGAAGAGGAAACGAAGGAUGACCGCCAAAGAACCGGAGACGGAUGUUCUGCCCCAGACGUCGGGUCAGGAGUUCACGAAGAUCCUCCCGUCCGAGUGCGUCGACCUCAGCAAGUCGUCGCUCAGCAGCGAACCUUCCGGGUCGGCCAUCGAGGAGGCGCAGGAGCUGCCGCUCUGCAGCUGCCGCAUGGAGACGCCGAAAAGCCGCGAGAUUCUGAUCCUGGCGGACAGGAAGUGCAUGGCGACGGAGAGCGUGGACGGCCAGCUGACGCGCUGCCAGGGCGCCGUCCUGAAGCACGAGAUGAUGCGUCCGUCCAACUCGGUCCAGCUGCUGGUUCUGUGCGAGGAUCACCGCAGCGGCAUGGUGAAGCACCAGUGCUGUCCCGGCUGUGGGUUCUUCUGCAGAGCCGGGACGUUCAUGGAGUGCCAACCGGACGUCAGCAUCUCCCACCGCUUCCACCAGGCAUGCGCCUCGAUGCUGAAGGGUCAGAGUUUCUGUCCGCACUGCGGGGAGGAGGCAGCCAAGGCCAAGGAGGUCACCAUCGCCAAGGCCGACACCACCUCCACCGUUCCUCCGGCGCAGGCCAAGGGCCCGGCGACACCAGGGGCUCCUGAGGGCCGAGCAGACACAACAACCGACAGCUCUUCCUGUUUGUCUCCUGUGGCUGAAGUCAGCGGCCGAGCCGACAGCUCGCUGCCCGCCCAUCCCGCUCCGGACCCCGAUGACCCAGGCAUCCCGGGGUCGUCCCGCCAGGCGUCUUUCCAGUCUGGAAUCGGAACGAUAGCACCACCUACGCUGCCCUUAGGAACAACUAAAGAAACUCUGGAGAGUGUCCUGGUCGCCCUGGAUACGGAGAAACCCAAGAAGCUGCGAUUCCACCCCAAACAGCUGUUCCUGUCGGCCAAACAGGGAGAGCUGAAGAAGGUGGUGCUCAUGCUGGUGGACGGUACCGACCCGAACUUCAAGAUGGACUCCCAGAACAAACGCACGCCGCUCCACGCCGCCGCUGAGGGAGGCUACGCCGACAUCUGCCACAUGCUGGUUCAGGCCGGAGCGAACCUGGACAUGUGCGACGAAGACCAGCGGACGCCGCUGAUGGAGGCGUGCGAGAACAACCACAUGGAGGUGGUGCUGUACCUGCUGCGGGCCGGAGCCAGCGCCAUGCACAAGGACUUUGAAGGGUUCACAUGUCUCCACCUAGCGGCCAAGUCUGGUCAUUACAGCGUGGUGGAGCACCUUCUGUCCACAGGGCUGGUGGACGUCAACUGUCAGGAUGAUGGCGGUUGGACAGCCAUGAUCUGGGCCACCGAGUACAAACAUGUGGACCAGGUGAAGCUGCUUCUGUCCAAAGGAGCCGACAUCAGCAUCAGGGAUAAGGAGAAAAACAUCUGCCUUCACUGGGCGGCGUUUUCCGGCAGCGUGGAAAUCUCCGAGGUUCUCCUGAACGCCCAGUGUGACCUCCAAGCCGUCAACGUCCACGGAGACUCUCCUCUGCACAUCGCUGCGCGGGAAAACCGCCUGGACUGUGUCAAGUUGUUCUUGUCUCGAGGAGCUAAUGUGUUUCUGAAGAACCGCGAGGGAGAGACUCCUCCGGACUGCUGCAGCCACAACUCCAAGGCCUGGGGCGCCUUGCAUGCACACAAGAGGGAGAGGGACGCCAAAAACGGACGGCUCAGGCGGACCGAAGAGAAACUGCUUCACAGUGACAUAUCUUUAGGCCAGGAGCAAGUUUCCAUUCCUUGUGUGAACUCUGUGGACAGCGAGCCGAUCCCAGACGACUACAAAUACAUCACAGAAAACUGCGUCACGUCCCCCAUGAACAUCGACCGGAACAUCACACACCUGCAGUACUGUGUUUGUAAAGAAGACUGUUCUACUAGUAUUUGCAUGUGUGGACAGCUGAGUCUGCGCCGCUGGUACGACAAGAGCGGCUGCCUGCUGCCUGAGUUUUGUCGUGAGGAGCCGCCGCUGAUCUUUGAGUGCAACCACGCGUGUUCCUGCUGGCGGACCUGCAAGAACCGCGUCGUACAAAACGGACUCCGGGUCAGACUGCAGGUUUUCAGAACCGGUAACAAAGGCUGGGGAGUCCGAACCCUGCAGGAUAUUCCACAGGGGAGCUUUGUUUGCGAGUACGUUGGUGAGAUCAUCUCUGAAGGUGAAGCAGAUACCAGACAAAACGACGCUUACCUGUUCAGCCUGGAUGAUAAGCCUGAAGACCAGUACUGCAUCGACGCCCGUUUCUAUGGCAACAUCAGCCGCUUCCUGAACCACAUGUGUGAGCCCAACCUGUUCGCCUGCCGGGUUUUCACCACACACCAGGACCUCCGGUUCCCGCACAUCGCCUUCUUCGCCAGCGAGAACGUGAAGGCCGGGGAGGAGCUCGGGUUUAACUACGGCGACCACUUCUGGGAAGUCAAGGGGAAGCUGUUCAGCUGCGAGUGCGGCUCCUCCAAGUGUAAGUACUCGUCGGUCGCCAUGGCGACGACGCCCGAGGACCAGCAGCAGCCCAGCGCGCUGCCCGACACCAGCUCUUCCAGCGGCGCCUCCUAGAGGCCGCUCCGGGCCUCUGCGAGCGAAUCGUACUGUAUCUCCGCCUCCCGCCGUUACCAGAGACAAAGUGAAAAACUCUGAGCUCCAGAUGCACAAACCGAACCCUGGACCCGAUUCUCGACUUCAUCAUGUGUCGUGUGGAAACGAAGAGGGACAAAAAAAACACUCUGUGUUGCAGCAGAACGUUUGCUGGAAGGAAAAACUGUACUUUUGUUUGUUUUUUUGUUUUAAUAGGCAGAAUUAUUGUGAAUGAGAAAUCUGGGAACUCUUUGUUUUGUUUUUUUUAGGUGCGACAACCAUGAAAUAUGACGGAGUAUUAAGGCCACAAAAGGAAAAUAAAUUAAUGUAUAAAAUUACAAAAAUAAAGUCUUAAAGGAAUUAAGUGACAAUAUUACAAGAAUAAAGAAAAAUAAUACAAGAAAAGACGUAGUUUUACGAGAAUAAAGUGGAAAUAUUUUGACUUUACUCUUGUAACACAACAAUUUUAUUAUUUUGACUUUUUUCUCAUAACUUUACUUUCUUCUUGUAAACCUUCAACUUUAUUCUGUAAAAUUACGGUUUUAAUCUUGUAUGACUUUAUUCUCAAGAACAAAUCCGACUUUAUUCUUGUAAUAUUGCGACUUCAGUCUUUAAAUGUUGUUUUAUCGUAAAACUGCGACUUUAUUCCUGUAAUAUUACGACAUUGAUCUCAUAAAUUUAUGGCUAUUCUCGUAAAACUACAACUUUACUCUCGUAAUAUUACGACUGUAUUUGUAAUUUUAUGAUUUUAUGGUAAAACUGACUUCAUUCUCUCAGUAUUUUGUCUUUAUUCUGAUAAAACGACGUCGUGUUUUCUGUAUUUUCUUCUUGUCGCCUUCAUUCUCCGCCGUAUCGAAUCAUUCCAGUGACACUCAGACGAUUAUUGAUUCCCGUUUCUUCGUUCUCGUCUCGUCAAAAAGCUGAAAACUCGAAGCUACUCCAUGAGGUCAGAUUAGUUUUCAAACACGUAAAUUUUACUUUUUUUAUUUUUAAACUAAUAUUUUCCGGAGCGGUUGAGGAAUAUAUUUAGUAAUUUUAAAGAAAGAAAGCGCAGAACACAGAAAACUGGUGCUGACAGGUUUUUACGUUCGUUCUCAUUUUUAUGAACAUAGUUUGUAAAAUAAGAUAAUGUUUUUACUUUUUUUUAAUGUUUAAUUUUAUCCCGUUUUCUAAUCAUAGUCAGAUUUUAAUUUCCGGUCAAAUUUUUUUUAUUUUAUUUUUUUUUUCUUAACAGACGUCUUUUCUGCAAAGUUGGAUAAAUUGGGAAAAUGUCGGAUAAAUUGCACUUCCAUUAACCUGUUACAUAUUUCUGGACUGUGAACCAUCCGUCUGAUUGGUUGUAUCUUUUUCAAUAAAUUUAUUAUCAAUGA